Molecule: messenger RNA, 2873 nt
Organism: Ilex paraguariensis (yerba mate)
Lineage: Eukaryota; Viridiplantae; Streptophyta; Magnoliopsida; Aquifoliales; Aquifoliaceae
Source: the annotation of a GenBank genome assembly
AUGGACGAGAGAAGGGUCCGUUCUGUUGUUCUUUUUGUUGUUCUUCUUUGCGUGUUGGUGGAAGGGAAUAGGAAAAUUGCAGAAACCUUUUUCAGCGAUGAAGUGCCUUGGAAUAUUCAGGAGAUAGAUGAAGAUACGGCAGAGCAGGUGUGGGUUCAUUGCAGGAAAGAAUUGAAAGAAAGUACAGAAGCUGUUGAAAAUUUUGAUUUGUAUCUCCCACAGGCAGCAACGAAUCCUACCGAUAGCUUAAAAUCGGAAGUAGCAUUGUUGACAAAAAGAAUCAUACACAAGGUCAUCACUGAUCUGCGUCCUGAAGUCAAACACAUUAUUGGGGAUUGCUUAAGAAAGAAAAAUCUACUAUCUCAUAAUUCUGGGAAAGAGGAUGUGUCUAAGAAUUGGUUCAUCAAGUGCCAGGAGCUGCUUUUUGAUUGGACCAGUGUUCCCAGAAGGUGCCUGGUAAGUAAACAGAGUCAACAUUUAGCACCGAGUCCUGCUCAGGCCCGGAGGAGAAAGCAUCACCAUUUUGUGGCAAGCCCAGCUCCAGCUCCAGGCCCUGCAACAGCAUCACCAACUUAUGCUCCAGCACCAUCUUACCCGGUGCCUGCAAGCUCUCCGUCUCCGAUUUCACCCUCCCCUGUUGAGGCUCCAGAACCAUCUCUUCCACAAGAUCUCAAUGACUCACCUCCACCUCCAGCUGUCUUUUUCCCUCCCCCAAGACCACCUGAUGGUCCACAUAUUCCUUCACAAAAGAACAGAAACAACCCAAAAUAUACCACUGCUACUAUAGCUGCAUCCUCAGUGGCAGCAGUUGCUCUUAUUGCACUGUUCUUGCUUUGCUGCCUCAAGGGUAGCAAGAACAAAAUCGGUCCCAGAGAUGGGCAAAGAGAUGAGAAACCUCUACUUAACAUAUGCUCCAGUGAUCUCUCUGCUGGUUCUUCACAGAAGUCUCUUAGUGUAGGAAAUUCAAAUAACAAAGAUUUCAGGACAUCGUCCAUUGUUAACAAUCUUUCCAUCUCAGCUGAUAUUCAUAAGUCUUCUCUGGGCGAAGAUCAAUCAUCAGAAGCUGCUGUAGGUGCAUCCGGAAAUACCUCGGCUUCAUUACCACUUCCUCCUGGAAAAACUGCUCCUCCACCUCCUGGACCUCCUCCUCCUCCACCCAAACCUCCAGCCCCUAGCCCUCCUCCGCCUCCAAAGGUUGGUCGCCCUCCACCUAAUCCACCAAAACCUAGUAGUUUGAAGAAGCCUUCGCCUCUCGGACCACAUCAUCAGGGAAGUUCUUCUUUGGGGGAGGGGAAUGACUCACACGCUCCAAAAACAAAACUAAAGCCAUUCUUCUGGGACAAGGUUCUUGCCAAUCCUGACCACUCAAUGGUGUGGCAUGAAAUUAAAGCUGGGUCAUUCCAAUUCAAUGAGGAGAUGAUUGAAUCUCUAUUUGGGUAUGCCUCUGUGGAUAAGAACAAGAAUGAGCGCAGGAAAGAUGGACCAUCUUUUGAUUCUCCCACUCAGUAUAUUCAGAUUAUUGAUUCGAAGAAAUCACAGAACUUAUCGAUUGUCCUAAAAGCGUUAAAUGUGACAACUGAAGAAGUCUGUGAUGCCCUCAAAGAAGGUAAUGAGCUUCCCGUAGAGCUCAUUCAGACAUUGUUGAAGAUGGCUCCUACUACAGAUGAAGAACUCAAACUUAGGUUAUAUAGUGGGGAUCUUUCUCAACUUGGCCCUGCUGAACGGUUCCUCAAAGUCUUGGUUGACAUUCCUUUUGCUUUCAAACGGCUGGAAUCACUGUUGUUCAUGUGUUCACUUCAAGAGGAAGUCUCUUCCAUUAAAGAGUCCUUUGCAACUAUAGAGGUGGCUUGCAAGGAGCUCAGAAACAGCAGACUUUUCCUGAAACUGUUAGAGGCAGUUCUCAAAACUGGCAACCGCAUGAAUGAUGGUACUUUCCGUGGUGGCGCUCAGGCAUUCAAGCUCGACACACUCUUGAAACUGUCAGAUGUAAAAGGAACUGACGGCAAGACCACACUCCUGCAUUUUGUGGUUCAGGAGAUCAUUCGAUCUGAAGGCAUACGAGCUGCACGUAGACUACGAGAGAGCCAGAGCAUGUCUAGUGUAAGAACAGAGGAUCUUGUUGAGGAAUCUACUCAGGAAACAGCAGAGCACUAUCGUGGCCUUGGUCUUCAGGUGGUUUCCGGGCUAAGCAAUGAGCUUGAGAAUGUAAGAAAAGCAGCACUCAUAGAUUGUGAUAUCCUACAGGCAACUGUGUCCAACCUUGGCCACUUGCUUUUGAAAAAUAAAGAAUUUCUAAACACCGAGAUGAAUAGUGAGGAGCAAGUCAGCGAGUUCCAUGAUGCACUUGCUAGUUUUGUGCAGCAUGCGGAAGGUGAUAUCAUGUGGCUGCUAGAAGAAGAAAAGAGGAUAAUAACUUUGGUGAAGAGCACGGGCGAUUACUUCCACGGGAAUGCAGGAAAGGAUGAGGGCUUGCAUUUGUUCAUGAUUGUUCGUGAUUUCUUGAUAAUUGUAGAUAAGGUAUGUAAAGAGGUGAGGAACUCAGCAAAAAUGCCAAUGAGAAUUCCCAGAAAAGAGGCUCCAUCAGCAUCGCCUUCUCAAGAAUCUCGUCAGCAGUCUUUGCCAGAUAUCCACCAACGACUAUUUCCAGCAAUUAGGGAGCGGCAGAGCGAUGAUUUCAGUUCAGAUGAUGAAAGCUCCUCUCCUUAGAUUCCAGUUCUAACAGAAAUAUCAGAAUUUGUAGAUUGGAAACAUGUCUGUUUAUCAUCUUUCUUCUUUUUUAUUCCUUUUUUUUUACGGUUAAGUUCUUUUUUAUUCUUUUUUGUUGAUGGAAGAUGUUUUUCUGGAUGCAUGUGAACAAUUUGAGUGUGCUUUCG